Nematostella vectensis (starlet sea anemone) is the source of this 1015-nucleotide messenger RNA. Its product is annotated as protein LLP homolog. Gene Ontology annotation, molecular function: RNA binding. NCBI's taxonomy places the organism in Eukaryota, Metazoa, Cnidaria, Anthozoa, Actiniaria, Edwardsiidae. Gene Ontology annotation, cellular component: nucleolus. Gene Ontology annotation, biological process: dendrite extension. The coding region runs from base 54 to 434 and encodes 126 amino acids. The record is from RefSeq and is a predicted model, not a curated record. The transcript has 2 exons.
UGCGAAUAUUACACAGGGAACCCAAACAACGAGACUGCAUCAUACAAUUCAAAAUGGCGAAAAGCCUUCGUUCAAAAUGGAAGCGAAAAAUGCGGGCAGAAAAGCGAAAAAAGAACAAAGAAAAGGUAAAACAGAAACUUCUGGACAUGGUUGGUACUACUGAUAUCGUCAAAGAUGUUACAAUGGCGGAAAAUACCUCAACGCCUGAGAAGCAAUCAAAUGUUAAGGGAAACAACAUAGAACACGUGGAGAAAGUCACAGCGAACAACGAAGAAACCAUGGCGAUGGACAGCGCUGGUGAUGUUGACAUGGGCGAGGAAAAGAGGGUGACUACUAAAUCAAAAUAUGUUAAAAAGAAAAAGUUCAAAAGCAAAAAGACAAUGAAGCGGCUCGGAAACAAGAAGAGGAGGGGAAAAACUGCCUUCAAAUGGUGACAUAACAUACCAUGGCUCCACAUGUACCAUGCUAUCAAUGAACUUUUAGCAUGUGUUGUUAUUGGAUGCUGUUAAAACAAAGGAUGAUCCAGAAGAUCCAGAUUAUCUGGAAUAUUGAAUGAGCAAUGCAUGGACAACUGGUCUUUUCUCAUGGUCUAGUUGCUAGUUCCGAGCUAGUUUCAACCUGUGAUUUUCAUUCUUUAUAUGUACAACCUCUGCUCAGUUUAUGCAAUCUUCUGUAUUUAAUUUCCAUGUAUGCUAUCAAUUACAGCUUCAUAUACUUUGAAGUCAUUACAAAAGUCAAAGUAUAAUGUAUUCGUUUUUCUUUUGGAAAGUAAUUACAUAGUUCAAUAAAUAAAUUAUGAUUGUAGCCUUGGCUAAAUCAUUCUCUAUUUGGCUUGGAGCCUUGAGUUCUUAGAAGUGUAUUCAUUACCAUGUAUCUUGAGAAUACUACAUAGAGUCGGCGGAACCAAACAUACUGGCUGUAGUGUGUGGCCAUAGCCCUCUGCAGAGAAAUGAUAUACAACCAUGUGAAACCAGGAAGGGAAAGGUUCGAUCUGAAUAAAAAGAAAAAAAACAUG